CCGCCACUUGCUCAGACGUAGGAACUGCGGGCGUGCGUCCCGGAGCCUCGCGACGCUGGCUGUCCGUGUCUCUGGCAGCCUGGUGGCAGCAUGGCCACGGUGGCAGCGGCGGCCCGCGGGGCCGGGGCGAGAGCAGCGGCGGGACUGCGGAGCGGCGGCGGGGCCGUGGCUCGAGAACGACCGCGCGCGGGCUUCGCUCGGCGUCUGUGCACUGCCCCGGCUGCCCCGGCUGCGGUGGACAUGAAAAGCUACCUGUGGGCGCGUUAUCACGAGGCGAAGAGGAGCACAGACGAAUUGGUUCCUUCCAUCAUGAACAACUUGCUGAAUCCAGAUGCCAUUUUCUCGAACAAUGAGAUGAGCCUGUCAGACAUUGAGAUCUAUGGCUUUGAUUACGAUUACACCCUGGUAUUCUAUUCCAAGCACCUCCACACACUCAUCUUCAAUGCUGCCCGGGAUCUUCUCAUCAACGAACACAGGUAUCCUGCGGAAAUCAGGAAGUAUGAGUACGAUCCAAACUUUGCCAUCCGAGGACUCCAUUAUGAUGUCCAGCGGGCAGUGUUGAUGAAGAUCGAUGCUUUUCAUUAUAUCCAGAUGGGAACAGUGUACAGAGGCCUCAGUGUUGUUCCUGAUGAAGAGGUCAUAGACAUGUACGAGGGGUCCCAUGUGCCCUUGGAGCAGAUGAGUGACUUUUAUGGAAAGAGUUCUCACGGGAACACCAUGAAGCAGUUCAUGGACAUCUUCUCACUGCCUGAGAUGACCCUGCUGUCCUGUGUGAACGAGCACUUCCUGAAGAACAACAUUGACUAUGAGCCAGUGCACUUGUACAAAGACGUCAAGGAUUCCAUAAGGGAUGUCCACAUCAAAGGAAUAAUGUACCGAGCAAUUGAAGCAGAUAUUGAAAAGUACAUCUGUUAUGCUGAUCAGACCCGUGCAGUGUUGGCUAAACUGGCUGCCCACGGCAAGAAGAUGUUCCUCAUUACCAAUAGCCCGAGCAGCUUUGUAGACAAAGGGAUGCGGUAUAUCGUGGGGAAGGACUGGCGAGACCUGUUCGAUGUGGUCAUAGUUCAGGCCGAGAAACCAAACUUCUUCAAUGACAAGCGGAGACCUUUCCGAAAGGUGAAUGAGAAAGGUGUCUUACUCUGGGAUAAAAUCCACAAGCUGCAAAAAGGCCAGAUUUACAAGCAGGGCAAUUUGUAUGAAUUUUUGAAGCUCACUGGAUGGAGAGGAUCCAAAGUCCUGUAUUUUGGUGACCACAUAUACAGCGAUCUGGCGGAUCUGACCCUGAAGCACGGCUGGCGCACUGGAGCGAUCAUCCCCGAGCUUCGUUCCGAGCUCAGAAUAAUGAACACAGAGCAGUACAUCCAGACCAUGACCUGGCUGCAGACCUUGACGGGGCUCUUGGAGCAGAUGCAGGUCCACAGAGAUGCCGAGUCACAGCUGGUUUUGCAGGAGUGGAAGAAGGAGAGGAAGGAGAUGAGAGAAAUGACCAAAAGCUUCUUCAACGCCCAGUUUGGGAGCUUGUUCCGCACAGACCAGAAUCCAACCUACUUCCUGAGGCGCCUGUCGAGGUUCGCUGACAUCUACAUGGCGUCUCUAAGCUGCCUCCUGAACUACGACGUCCACCACACAUUCUACCCCAGGAGGACUCCCCUGCAGCAUGAACUCCCUGCGUGGUCGGACAGCUCGUCUGCCUUCAAAGCCCCUCUGCUGCAGGAGGCUCAGGCCAAGUAAUCCUGUGUUUGCCUGAGGAAAAAGCCAGAAGCAUUUGUGGCCUCACAGAGGGUCAGGUAGCCUGAGAGUUGCUUCCCAGAAUCAGAUACACCUUUUGUAUUUUUUUUCUACAUUACUAUGAAUCCUGAACUGUCCAGGUUGAGACAGGAGCCGGCCGUCUGGGGCCUCCUGGCCCUUCUGCUUACAACGGUGUUGAAACACUGAUGCGACCUUGUUUAUUAUUGUGGAACCAACACGUCAGGCCUCUUGAUGAGUGAGACCUUUUGAUAGCUGGCUGUGUUCCGUAGGUCAAGAGUGGACACUUCUUGAUAAUGUGAGACAUUUCUUGGUUGUUUACAGGCAGCACUGGGGAUUGCAAGGACAAGGUGAUCUGCAGAGACAACAGGAAGCAGGCUGCUGAGAGAGCAGCCCUGCCUGUGGUCAGUUCCCCUGCUCUUCUGGUCCUUGGCUUUCAUGUAGAAAUCCCAGCCUCCCGGAAUGACUUUUUUGAGGGAGAACUGGGAGCAUUUGUCCUCAGUGUGUACUUGCUUUGUCUGCCCCGAAGGGAUGAUGGGUGGGUUUCCCCACCCCAGGAAAGGUGGGAGGAGACAGCCACUCGGCUGUGUGUUGGACCUUAUAGAAGACAAGAAAGACUCAGCCUGUGGCCAGGGCUAGCCUGUGUGUUAGACAUCCAGCACUGAAGGCUCGCUGUGGGAACACCACAUUUCAUGCUGAAAGCCAAGCUGGGGAAAUCUCUUUUACCCUUCCCCCUCUGGAGAGAAGAAUCCUUUAUUAUGGUUGAUUGCAGUAUCUUUGAACACAUUUGAUGCUUGGGCACCACAGGAGUGGCUGCUGUUAUUGACAUAGUUCUUUUUAAUGGUGUUUUCAUUGCAAAUGCCACACAAGUGCUCAUGGCCAGAUUAGCCUUGUCUCAUGUGGCCUGACUCAUUGUAAACUUUUGCACUCACGUGGCGCUGCUGCUGCUGCCAUAGCUGCUGCCAUAGCUGCUGCUUCUUUCCCUCCUCCUCUUCUCCCCUGCCCCACCCCCACCCACAGUUAGGGUCUUGCUUUGGAGCCUAGGCUGGCCUUGGACUCAAUCCUCCUGCCUCAGCCUCCAGAGUGUUGUAUUACAGGCAUGCUUAUGUGUAAAGAAAGGCAGGAACAUGAAGGAAACUUGUGGUGAGCGCUUGCUCUUCGGCAUCUUCACUGCAAUAGGUAGAUCCUAACCAGCUUUUGCAAAAGUUAAACAAACUGUGCAGCAUUCACUGUAAUGCUGUAUGUUAUUUAGCACGGGAUCUUUGAUGUUGGUAGUGUUUAACAUUGUUGACAAGGUGACCCUUCAGGCCCCCUCCCCCCUUCUUGUGUUCUAAACACUGGGGUUCAGCAUUCUGCUCCUUUUCAGAAAGGGAUGGGCAUUCCUUUUUCCCAGUGUUAGCCACCAGGGUGUUUUGGCAGCUGCUCAGUGUCAGGGUCCUAAAAGGAUACAUGCUGCCUGGGAUGCCCCUAACUUGUGCUUGUAGGAGCAGAGUGAAGAAGCUGAAAAAAAAAAAAAAAAAGAAUCUUUGGUUAAAUUGGUCGAAUUAUAUAUUCUUUGGGCGUAGACUACUAGAUGCCAGUUUCAAGGGUUUGUUUACUCAAGAUUGAGGUAGAGCUGCUUUCUUAUGCCUACAGUAGGUGAUCUAAGCCCCUGGGGGAGGAAAACAUCUCCUGGGUAUGAGAAAUGAAUUUUACAGCCUAUUCCUGUGUACAAGGAUCCCAGUCUUGAGGUCACCAAGCAUGGCAGUCCUGGGAUCAUGCAGUUGGUGCUGUGUGGGCUGGCACGGCCUCCCUGUGGGAAGAGCAGGGGUGUUCCCCUGAGUUAUGGUCCUCUCUAGUGCAGUCGGGCCACAUUGAAGCUUGUCCUGGAACUCUUGGCUGGGGUCUGGCCUGCUGCACUGGUAUCUUGUUCUUUCUAGAGUAUUCUUCUGUGUGCACAUUGAGGACGGUAUAUAGGUAAAAAGGGAGGUGGGUCUUUUUCCCACCUUAAAAACAAAAAAAUCAAAUUUUAAACCAAACAGUAAAAUUAUUUUUAAUAUCUUUAAUUUGUAGGUUUUUUUUUUUUUUUUUGACAUUGCUUAGACUGAUUUUCUUAGAAUCAUGUGAACAAAAUUCAGUCUAAGGGCAGUCCCCGCCAGGGUGACGUCCAGCGAGGUCAUGGUGUCAGCAGGGGCCACUGGAGCGGUUCACACUGUUGAGGGGUUCUCAGACUUGCUUUUCCAGGGGAGAGCUGGCUUUAAAAAUAUCCCAGGUGCUGGUGUUUGAAGCUCUUGCUUGUCCUCCUAAGGUAGUGCACCCUCCCCUUCCCACGCCUCUUCCUUCCCCCUCACCCCUUACCUUCUUCCCCUUCUCUCCCUCUUCCCCCUCCUUUUCUCUCUCCCCCUUCCCCUCCUCUCCUCUCCUCCUUUGGCUUUUUACCUAUGUCUGUCUCUGUCCUGCUCCGUGCCUCCCCUUCACCAUUAAUACACCUGCAGCUGAUUUGGUCAGAUCUCAGACUAAAUUACCGGUUGCUUUGAAUGGAUCAGCCCUCUUAUUUAUUGCAAUAAAGGAGACGUGAAAAGCUCUCAUGCCUCCUACCUAAUUUAGCUUUGGGUGAACUAAAUGGCUUUCUCCUCCCUUCAGCAAGGAACACUGAAAUUCCACUUUAUCCAAAUGCUCACUUGCUGCCAAAAACCUACUUGGGGACUCUUGACUAAAAUGCUCAAGAGGCUAAAUUUGGCCAGAUACGGGGCUCCUUGAUAGUUCUCUUCAGCUGCUUAGGGAGCCCAUCCAUUCUUUCCCCUCCUGAGGAUUUUCUUUUGCUUGUUAUUUUGGGACAGGGUCUCAGUGUGUAGCUCUGGCUGGUCUGGAAGUUACUACGUAGAGCAGGUUGGCCUCAAACUUAUGGAGAUUUGCUUGCCUCUGCCCCCCUCCCCCGCACAGAGUGUUGGGUUAAGAGGAGCGUAUACCAGCCUGGCAUGAUUUCCUUUUGUUGGGUGGGUUUUUUUUUUUUCCUUUGUCUUUUAUUUUUCUUGUUAUUUAUUUGUGGUUUUGGCCUUAAUAUUUGGGAGCUAGGUUCUUGAGUUCAGACCAUAGGUUAAGCAAAGGGAAGGAAGAGGAGGGGCCCUUUUCUAAUAAGGGAACCAUUUUAAACUUUGCAGGCCUCUCCCUCGCCGCUUCUGUAGGAAUGGAUAUGCUGUUCCCUUGGGAUUUAAUUCACUAGCACAGGCUGUGGCUUGCUGGCUCUUGCUUGGAUGGCAAGAUUCUUUGCUAAGAGCAUGUGGCGGAGCCUUCCAGCUUGGGUACAGUUAGUGUAAGAUCUAAGCCCCUUAGCCUCCCUGUCUACUCUAUGUAUCUGUCUCCUCUCGGCCAGUGCUAAGCCGAAAUCGCUUCACUGUGUGGAUUUAAGCUACGAGUUGUUGCCCUUUUUAUUACUCUGCUGGGGCUCAGGACUGAAGGUUGAUUCAUCCCAGUGGCUGGGAGCGUUGCUGGCUGCUGUGUUUCUCUUUGAGAAUUUCCUUGAUGCACAGCCCUGCCUUGCCCCAGAUCACAUGCCUCUCUUGGGGGUGUAUAAUCCAUGACUGUUCCUUAAGAAGGGACGAGGGCCCGGUCCCUCCAACACUACUCUGGGGACAGCUCCAGAGCUCCCUUUGGGGGCUACCAAGACUUUCCUGUGCUUACCUUGCAUUUGAGCACCCCCCUCCACCAACCGGUCUGCCCCUCCCCCUCCCAGGUGUCCAUCCCUACAGUGUCCCUCCCAAGAUCUUCCUGCAUGAAGCUUUUGUCUCCAGUCUGCUCCCCCAAAAGUGCUCCUGCGUUUUCCUGUUAGCGCAGGCUUGAGCUCCAUUUCCUCAUUGUGUCGUGGGAUGACCGUGCCUGUGUGGUAUCAGGCACAAUAAAUGCAAAGUAGGUUUACUAUUUAUUCGGAAUGUGAAUUUGCUAUUUAUUCUAUGUGUUGAUUGUAUAUGUUGUGAUAAUGAUCUUAGAGCCAAAUAAAAGCUUGAAUUGUAUCUCC
Molecule: messenger RNA, 5740 nt
Organism: Mastomys coucha (southern multimammate mouse)
Lineage: Eukaryota; Metazoa; Chordata; Mammalia; Rodentia; Muridae
Gene: Nt5dc3
Product: 5'-nucleotidase domain containing 3
Exons: 14
Coding region: 91-1731 (546 amino acids)
Molecular function (GO): 5'-nucleotidase activity
Source: RefSeq, a predicted model, not a curated record